Hypomesus transpacificus is the source of this 2217-nucleotide messenger RNA. It is a transcript of the gene klhl24a, whose product is annotated as kelch-like family member 24a. Lineage: Eukaryota; Metazoa; Chordata; Actinopteri; Osmeriformes; Osmeridae. Gene Ontology annotation, molecular function: protein binding. The transcript has 8 exons. The record is from RefSeq and is a predicted model, not a curated record. The coding region runs from base 298 to 2100 and encodes 600 amino acids.
UGUUUUUUAAGGAUGUGACAUAUAGCUCAACUCUGUUCCAUGUUUACAGCUCAGUACCGUUUCUUUGUCUCUGCCAUCAUAGCAAGUCACAAUGUCUGGUGCAUGAUUUAUAUAAGUUAGUUCUCUUCUUUAAGAAGUUUUACUUGUAGACUACAGUAUAGUCGUUAUUUUCAGGAAUCACUUUACUUUUAUUUUUUGUGUGUGCUUUUCUCCAAUACAAACUAGCCUACUUGGAUUGUUUUGUUCGGGAACUUCUGGAUAAGGACUAGAGCAGAUCUCUACGGUGAGCCAGCAGCCAUGGUGUUGAUCUUGGGCAGAAGGCUAAACAGGGAGGACUCGGGGACCCGGGACUCCCCUGCCGUCAAACGCAAGGUGUUCGAGGUGGACUCCAAGAAUCUAACGAGUCAGGACAUCUUGGACUUUUCUUCCGGCUCGUCCCACUCCGAGGCCAUCCUCCAGGUGUUCAACGAGUUCCGCGACAGCCGCCUGUUCACCGACGUGGUCAUCAGCGUGCAGGGCCGCGAGUUCCCCUGCCACAGAGCCGUGCUCUCCGCCUGCUCCUCCUACUUCCGGGCCAUGUUCUGCAACGACCACCGCGAGAGCCGCGAAAUGCUGGUGGAGAUCAACGGCAUCCUGGCCGAGGCCAUGGACUCCUUCCUCAGCUACGUGUACACGGGCCGGGCCAAGAUCACCACCGACAACGUCCAGUUCCUGUUCGAGACCUCCAGCCUCUUCCAGAUCUCCACUCUGCGCGACGUCUGCGCCAAGUUCCUGGAGGACCAGCUGGACCCCUGCAACUGCCUGGGCAUCCAGCGCUUCGCGGACGCCCACGCCCUCAAGCAGCUGGCCAGCCGCUGCCGCAGCUACGCCCUGGCCAACUUCCCUGACGUGGCCCAGCACGAGGAGUUCCUGGACCUGAGGAUGGACGAGCUGGAGGAGUACAUCGGCAGCGACGAGCUGGCCAUCGGGAAGGAGGAGAUGGUGUUUGAGGCGGUGAUGCGCUGGGUGUACCACACGGUGGAGAACAGGAGACCCCUGCUCAAGGAGCUACUCCACCACGUGCGCCUGCCACUGCUGCACCCAAACUACUUUGUCCAGACGGUGGAGGGAGACCAGCUGAUCCAGAACGCUCCGGAGUGCUACCAGCUGCUGCACGAGGCCCGGCGCUACCACGUGCUGGGGAACGAGAUGAUGUCACCCAGGACACGGCCACGCAGGUCGACAGGCUUCUCUGAGGUGAUCGUGGUGGUGGGAGGUUGUGAGAGGGUGGGGGGCUUCAACCUGCCCUACACCGAGUGUUACGACCCGGUGACGGGCGAAUGGAAGUCCCUGGCCAAGCUUCCUGAGUUCACAAAGUCAGAGUAUGCCGUCUGUGCCCUGCGCAACGACAUCCUGGUGUCAGGGGGUCGCAUCAACAGCCGUGACGUGUGGAUGUACAACUCUCAGCUCAACCUGUGGAUCAGAGUGGCCUCCCUCAACAAGGGCCGCUGGAGGCACAAGAUGACCGUCCUCCUGGGCAAGGUCUAUGCCGUGGGCGGUUACGACGGCCAGAGUCGCCUGAGCAGUGUGGAGUGUUACGACUCCUUCUCCAACCGCUGGACUGAGGUGGCCCCCAUGAAGGAGGCCGUGAGCUCCCCCGCCGUGGCCAGCUGUGCCAGCAAGCUCUUCGUCAUCGGAGGAGGGCCCGAUGACAACACCUGCUCAGACAAGGUCCAGUGCUAUGACCCAGAGACCGAUUCCUGGUUGCUAAGGGCCAACAUUCCCAUUGCUAAGCGCUGUAUCACCGCGGUGUCCCUCAACAACCUGAUCUACGUGUCUGGAGGUCUCACCAAGUCCAUCUUCUGCUAUGACCCAAUAGAGGACUAUUGGAUGCAUGUGGUCAGCACCUUUAGCAAGCAGGAGAGCUGUGGUAUGUCGGUGUGUAACGGGAAGAUCUUCAUCCUGGGAGGGAGGGGGGAGACAGGCGAGGCGUCAGAUAACAUCCUGUGUUAUGACCCAGCCACGGGAAUCAUCACGGGGGUGGCCGCGAUGCCAAGGCCCAUCUCCUACCAUGGUUGUGUCACCAUCCACCGAUACAACGAAAAGUUCCACAAGCCAUGACAGCAGACACACAAAGACACUCUCAUACACGCACACAAACACUCACACACGUAAACACAUUACACACUAACUAACACAAACUGUCCGUGGAAUUAUUUUCAGUGACACAAACACGCA